Molecule: messenger RNA, 1450 nt
Organism: Neomonachus schauinslandi (Hawaiian monk seal)
Lineage: Eukaryota; Metazoa; Chordata; Mammalia; Carnivora; Phocidae
Gene: TMEM164
Product: transmembrane protein 164
Exons: 7
Coding region: 372-1265 (297 amino acids)
Source: RefSeq, a predicted model, not a curated record
GGGGCCCGUCGGCGGCGAAGUAGCUAGCUGGGGGCAGAGACGGCCACGCGGUUGCAGGAGUAAGAGAUCCCCCUGUGGCGAAUUGGCCAACGGCUCCUUUCAACCCUGCCUCGUUGGUGGCCACUGGAGAAGCGCGGGGGGCUCCCCAGACAGCCGUGGGGACAAGUUAGAGCCAGCACUUGACCCCGGGCCUCGCGUGUAGCUUCCCUCCCCCCCCCCCCCGCUCUAGGUGCCCCGGUGUCUGGAGGGGGGGGGUGCGGGUGCGGGGGUGUGCCCUCCGUACACGUCCCAGCACCCGGGCAACCCUCGGGGCUUGUGUUCCAUCUCGCUCUCGCUUCCUGCACGGUGGUCGAGGGGAACCACUUGGCAUCAUGUCCCGGUAUAGCUACCAGAGUCUCCUGGACUGGCUCUAUGGGGGCGUGGACCCCAGCUUUGCAGGCAAUGGGGGCCCCGACUGUGCUGCCUUCCUCCCUUGGCAGCAGCGGCUGCUGGAAAGUGUGGUGGUCCUGACCCUGGCCCUGUUGGAGAUCCUGGUGGCCCUGCGGCACAUCCUGAGGCAGACGAAGGAGGACGGUAGGGGUGGCCGUGGCUGCCAGCCAGAUAAGGUGACCCAGCGGCCAGAGGAAGGCAAGGAGAGCCUGAGCAAGAAUCUGCUCUUAGUAGCCCUGUGCCUGACCUUCGGGGUGGAGGUGGGCUUUAAGUUCGCCACCAAGACCGUCAUCUACCUGCUCAACCCCUGUCACCUGGUCACCAUGAUGCAUAUCUUUCUCCUGGCCUGCCCUCCAUGUCCUGGGGCUAUCGUCGUCUUCAAGCUCCAGAUGCACAUGCUGAAUGGAGCGCUUCUAGCUCUGCUGUUUCCUGUGGUGAAUACCCGGCUGCUCCCCUUCGAACUGGAGGUUUACUACAUUCAGCAUGUUAUGCUCUACGUGGUACCCAUCUACCUGCUUUGGAAAGGAGGUGCUUACACCCCAGAGCCCCUCAGCAGUUUCCGGUGGGCCCUUCUCUCAACUGGCCUCAUGUUCUUUUACCACUUCAGCGUCUUGCAGAUCCUGGGCCUGGUCACCGAAGUGAAUUUGAACAACAUGCUGUGUCCGGCCAUCUCAGACCCAUUCUACGGCCCCUGGUAUCGCAUCUGGGCCUCGGGACACCAGACUCUCAUGACCAUGACCCACGGGAAGCUGGUCAUCCUGUUCUCAUACAUGGCUGGGCCCUUGUGUAAAUAUCUGCUGGAUUUGCUCCGGCUUCCAGCCAAGAAAAUAGACUGAAGGUGCUUGUCUUCUUCUUUUUUUUUUUUUUUUUUUUUCCUCCCCGAGGAAGCAAGUCCUGACUUGACUUGGAGAACACCCAGUUCUUGACGAAAUCAUGGGGAGAGGGCAGUAGGAUGUUUGGUGUAUUUCUUUUUCCUUCUCCUCUCUGUCCCUUUCUUCCACACAUGCUUCCUUCCCCAGCU